This is a messenger RNA of Sander lucioperca (pikeperch), 8185 nucleotides long. RefSeq names its product nck-associated protein 5-like. Gene Ontology annotation, cellular component: microtubule plus-end. The transcript is spliced from 20 exons. Gene Ontology annotation, biological process: microtubule bundle formation; microtubule depolymerization. The record is from RefSeq and is a predicted model, not a curated record. Lineage: Eukaryota; Metazoa; Chordata; Actinopteri; Perciformes; Percidae. The coding region runs from base 371 to 6472 and encodes 2033 amino acids.
AAAUUGUUGGUACUUGCUCAUGGCUGCAUGUCUCAUCCAAGUGUUUCAGACGCAAGUGAUCCUUGUCUUGUCUUGUCAAUUUUUGUGGAGCAUGUGGUGUGACUCCUCCAGCCCUGGCAGUUAGUUAAUAAACACAGGCCUGUCAACAGCUGCUGGUGAUGUAAUGUGGAACUUCUCCUCACUCUCCUUAUCCUCCCGCCCCACCCCGCCUCCCUAACUCCCUCCACCAGCACCCUCCCUUCUAUUUACAAGUCUUAUACUGGGUGUUGCUGCAGACUUCCAGCACCGGCCGCACAGAUAGGUGUGUUUAAAGAGUGUGUGUUUGUCUGUAGCUUCCCCCUGCAACACUUCCAGGGGAAUUUACGACAGCAUGUUUUCAGCUGCCAUCAAAGGAAAUUCCACAUCAUCAGGUUGUCUUCCUAACCAAAACACCUCUGAGAGUCUGGGAACUACAGAGCUGGCCACAAACCUGUUGAGUGGAGAGGAUCCGGCCGGCGCAGAGGCUUCCCAGGUGUGUGGAUCGCCGCAGGGCAGAGGGACCAUGUACAGACACCUGGAGAGGAGAGAGCAGUUAAAGAGAUUGUCUCUUGACAGCGGCCUGCCGGAAUACAUGGACGCCAACAAAUGCAUUGACGAGCUUCUGAAACAGCUUGAGGAGGAGCGUCGAAAUGUCCGAAGGGAAAAGCUGGCCGUGGCUCGCCUACAGAGGGAAGUCGCACGGAGCAAAAGCGAAGGAACAAUGCGAGAAAAGCUGAUCCACGAGCUAGAGGAAGAGCGACGCCUGCGACUGGAGAGCGAGAAGCGUCUCCGGGAAGUGACGGAGGAGUCAGAGGUGGGACGGGCACAGAUGGUUUCACUGCAGCAGCAAUUCUCCAGGAUGGAAGAGACGGUGCGGUCGCUGCUGCAGAAUCAGGGCGUCGGGGAGCAGACUGCUGUGGACACGGUCGACAUCAUGAAGGCCUACAAGGAUAAACUCUCCGAGGAAGUGCGGAAACAGUACGAUGGCCUCGAAGGGAAUGGCUCAACGCCGUCGACUCAAACGGAGCCAGACCCGGGGCUUCCGCUGAACGCCGAUCCCGAUGCCAGCCAAGCAGAAGAUGACACAGACAAAUCCAGACCUCUUCUGGAUCACCUCAAAGCCCUGGAGGAGAAGAAUUCCGCCUUGGCCUCGGAGAACAAGAGCCAGAGGGAACAGUAUGAACGCUGUCUGGAUGAGGUUGCCAAUCAAGUUGUGCAGGCGCUUCUCACUCAGAAGGAUCUGAGAGAGGAAUGUCUGAAGCUGCGUACGCGAGUUUUUGACCUCGAGCAGCAGAAUCGGGCGCUGGGUGUUCUGUUCCAGCAGCGGAUCAAGCCUGCCUCGGACCUGCUUCUCCAGAAACUCCACUCUCGGAUCUUGGAUCUAUCUGCGGCCGAUUUGCUUCUGGAGACAGAGAGAAGCAAGGCCUUCUUGCUUUCCAGAAAUACAGACUCUCCCUCCAGUGAGGUUCAGUUGAAUGGAAAAGCAGGUCUCCCUGUGACCAAGUGUCUGAGCCAGCUGAGUCUGACAGCGCCAGCGCCUGUUUACCCACGCAGCAGCUGUAGCAGUAGUGAGUUGUCCCUGUCAAGUGCGUGCAGCGAAUUCUCCAGCGGCUCCUACACCUGGAAUGAUGGACGCUCCUGUGGGAAAAUGUCAUCUCUGACCUGGGAGAAGAGGCUUAGUUUGGGUUCGUCAGCCCCGAGUAAUAUCUGCGCCACCCUGGAGGAGCAGCUGCCCACAAGGCGCAAAGAGAGCAACAUACUCGAGGGACUGAGAAAGCUCCAGAGGAGGAAACACAGGAGCUCCUCUGCUUCAUCCAAGGUCUCCAAGUCAGGCGACAAAGACUGCAUGAACUCCAACGAGGGCAUCUACUCGCUGGGUAUCAAGAGUGGCAGUAAAGUGGUUUUCAAGCCUACCCAUGUGGGUAGAACUGCAGCUGUUGGGGGCAAGAAGUUCUCUUAUGAUUCCGAUGAUGCAGAUGAUGAAUUGGCGCAUUCCAGUCGAGGAGAUAACAUUCCCACCAAAGACAGCUGGCUUUACUGUAGGAGGCUCUCCCGCAGCAUUUCAGACAGUUUGUGUAGCUGGGAGGGGAUACAGGACAGUGGAGGUGACUGUAGCUCAGGUCUCAGGGCUACAAAACAACCUUCUGGUUGUGACUCAAAAGAGCGUCCUGAGAAACUCAUGAGUUUCAUUAACAGUUUUCUACCUGAGGGAGGGCGGAAAUCAGCUUUUAGUAAACCAUCCUUGCUGCACUUCAACCCCUCUUACCCAGCGGGUCCUAAUCACCUCUCUGAUGUCGAUGAUCCAGAGGAACUCAACUCUGAGUCUAGUGAAAUCGGAAUGUCCUUUAGCCAGCCACCGAAGCUAGCAGAGAGGGACUCCAAGAGGGUGUCAAGAGAUUCUGCCAAGCUGCUCGCACAACAGUGCUUGCGUAGAGAGCAGGGACGCACCCAGUCUGCAGAUGGGAGGCCCAGAACUUUCAGCCUAAUUAAGGAGCCCAAAGGGGCCAAGUGUACUCAGUCUGAGGAGAGCAUUUUGGCAAUAUUUGAUGCAGAAGGAGAGCCUAUUGAACUUUGUGCUCAGAAGCUCACAGCAGGUGCUGGGCCUCGAAAUGACAUUCAAAGUAGCAAGGUAGUUGCCGAUUACACAGAACUAGUGUCCCGAGAGAGGCCAACAAGGCAAAAAGCAGAAAAUGCAAGAAACUACAGCAUUCUUGAAUCUCCAGAAAAGCCAUCUGAAUAUCAAAUUAGGUCUAGCAAAACAAGCAAUAGCAGGGAGGGCAGUGCAGAGAGGCUGUCAAUGCAGCUGACUCCACAAAGGAAAUUAAUCAAACCACCAAGCAGCCGACCCAAUAAAGGCCAUUCCAUCCCACCAAUGAAUGAUUCUGCUGGUUCCAAGUCCAGUGGUUCAAAGAUACCCGGCCGUAACAAACCCUCAGGAUCCCCACUGAGAUUGUCUAAGGGCUCUUCCACUGACCCAAGUAACAGUGGAAACUCAGGACCCUCUGGUCAGGAGAAAUCCCCCUCCUCUCCUGCAGUUAAACUGUCCAGGUUCAUAAAGACACCAGGAAUCUGCAUACAGAGCCCAAAGGCGGUAAACUCCAAGCUCCCCAGCAGGGCCGAAUGGAGUAAAGGCUCCUCCUCUGGUUCCCCGCACCUCUCAAGGAGGCACCUGGAGUAUGCUGACAAUGGUGAACAGCCAACCAGGGACAAACACUGUGAAACCACCAAAAACAAACUCAGGUCCCCUUCUCCUCCCCCUCCCCCGGGCCGCACCACCUCCUUACUGAUCAGACCAAAUUACGAAGGGUCGCCUCAAGCACAUAAAACAUGGGUGGCUCAAACAUCCACAUCAACCACUGUGAGGGGCCCUCCCCCAAGUUACCACACCUCAAUUUUACCAAAUAUGCAAACUACGCUACCCAUCAAGGAUAAAGACUGUUUAGACUUGGAUGCAGGCUACGGGACUGCACUUGCACCUCAGAAACUGGUUGAGAAAACCAGUCAGCACCUUCAAAAGUCCCCUGCCAUGACACCUACUAAAGGCACUUCCAAGAGGAUGACCUCGAAAGACUACCUCCCUUCUGCAAACUCAGGGUGUGCUCCAGAAACUGAAAAAUCACCUAGAAGCUCAAAGAAUGUCCCUCCUCCCUACAGUGCCCUCAGAGGGUCCUCACUUCAGAACUCAUUUGCAAAUAAAAGAGGAGCAACCCAUGAAAAUGUCCAUCAGACAGUGCAGAAGACCUGUGUUAGUUUACCUACAUCGCUUCAGGACAACCCUCAAGGUAAAACCGAACCACAAAAUGGUAAAGCUGUUGUCAGCCCACCCAGCUUGGUCAUGCUUUCCCCCAACACAGCAGAAAAAGCCUCAAAGACUCGCAUCCCAAUGGGGUUUAAACCUUUUUUUAAAUCUCCACCCAGUCAUAAAAAUAGUCUCUCUAUACCAGGCAAGCAAGAGAAAGAUCAUAUCAACUCAGUCUCCAAGGAGACUGUGACUUCAAAUGCUUCUACCCAGUGUGACAGCUUGAAGCCAGUGUACAGUAUUGAUUCCCCUCCCAAGAUGUCCAUUACAGAGGGGAAAGAUGAGGUCCAGUGUAGGUUAAAGGAAGAAGACGUGCAUGCUGCUGUGUUACCAGAGGAGGGGGACGUUUGCGAUAAAGGGAAAAGGAGUAGUGAACUUUUCUCUAGAUCCAUAUCUGUUACUACCAAAUCUCAUCUAAAGCCGGCCUUGGGGAUGAAUGGGGCCAAAGCCCGUAGCCAGAGUUUCAGCACCAACUACAUUGAGAAACCCAACAUCAAUGUUCUCGAUGGACCUGGUAAAAUCCGAACUCAGAUCAUCACCAACUCUGGUGAAAGGGGGAACUCUUUGUCAAGGCAGAGUUCCUUGGAUGUACCAAGUGUUGGGUUAGUGGAGAGCCCUGUCCAUUCCCCCAGGACUAGGCUUAGCCACUACGGAGGCAUGACAGGGUCAAAUAGUCACAACAUCCUUCCUGAGAGAACUAUUAAAUCAGGCUCCAAAGCUGAGGGGUCACACGGUAAAGAGGCACGUAGCUUACCCAUCAGUGAUAGGAUUGGUUUGAACAACAUUCGUAAGCCAGCAAAAGUUGCCUCUCAUCCACAGUUUCAGCCUCCUUCCUCUUGUGUCUAUAGCUCAGAAAAGCCAGUGCGAGAGACAGGAGGCGUUGCAACCACCCCAAAUGAGCCAGACUUUAGCAGGGAAGUCAAAAUCCAGACAGACUCUCCAGAUACAGAGGAGAAAAAAAUCAGCCCAACAGUGUGCACUAUUGAAGAGAAAGUCAUGAUGGGAAUUGAAGAGAAUUUGCAGAAAUGUCAAGAACAGGAGAAGGUCGCUGCCAGCGAGACCAAACAGAAAACGGGCCCCUCUCUGGCAAACUGGUUCGGCCUCCGUAAGAGCAAACUUCCAGCUCUGGGCGGUAAGAAAGCAGACUCCCCCAAGGGAAAAGAGGAGAAGAAAGAGUCGAAGAUUGGAUCAGUGCUUGGAGGCAAACAGAUGAAGUCUGACAAGAAGAAGGAUAAGAAGAAAAAUGAUAGCCAGCAGAGAGACAGUCAGGAGGUGCAGAAUCUGUCUGAGAUGAACAACAAGCUGAGCUCCAUCAUGGACCACUGCAACAAUCAGAUGGGUCAGAUUGCCAGUCAGAUCCAGUGUACGACAGCCUUUAUCGGCAAAGACCAGUUUGUUAAAGAGAUUCUUGACAGGACUGCUGUGAAGGGCAACUGUGUGGCUGCAUCGCCACCGGGGAUCUCCACACCCAGGAAACACAGCGAAAUGAAGGGAGAUAUGGAGAUCUGUCCAGAUACUGCUACCCUUAUAAUGACUCAGAAGAUCAACCUGAGGGCUGAAAAUGAGGAGGGACGCAUCCCAGACACAGCUUGUCAAGACCACAUGCUAGGCUCUGGCUGUCAGAUGAGAACUCUGGACAGCGGGAUCGGCACCUUCCCUCUCCCCGAUUCCGUCACCCGGGCCAGCGGUCGCCACAUCCCCAAAUCUGAAUCCAGCCCCGAUGGGGUGACCGCUUGCUCCUCUGAUCUCGAUCGGGAGCCUCCCUCUUCUUACCCAGACCCCUCACAACCUGAUGUGAAAGUGCCUUCCCUCCCAAAAACCUGUCUGCAUGCCCCUGCCAGCAUGGGUCACUCCCUGUCGGAGUCCAGUGUGACCUGCAGCGACAACACACAAGACACCCAGAGCCGCCUACCCAAAUUAGCAGCAUCAGAUGCAAUCAGGACAAAGAGGUUGAGUCUUUGUGCUCCACGCAGCAACAUCUCCACAGAGGACAAAAAGAAGGAAAGUGAGAGGAAGAUGAAAGCCCAUGCCCAUGAUAUGCCUGGGGAAAGAGCCCUGCAAGUGUCCACGUACUCGGGGAGCAGCAGCGACACCGAGACUGAACCCGAGGGAACUGGAAGCUCACCCCAAAGGACCCUGAUCAACAGAUCUAAGAAGAAUGACUCAGUCGACCAGAAUGAGGAGACCCUGAAGCGAAGCAGUGUGGAGAAAUCCUUGUUGAUCAUGGACUACUACCAACACGAUACAUACUCACAUCUGGAAAAGGACAGCAGGAGGAUUUCCCAGUACAACCUGUUGCACAAGGAGUCAUCCCUGGAUGGCAAAGCAAGAGACAGACUCAGUAAGGAGAUUCCCAUGGAGAAGACGCCCGUCAGUGCCCAGCCCGGCUCUCUCGACUUCUCUUUGGAGUCCCUGAACAACCUGAAUCACAGCAGCUCCAGCAGCAGCAGCCUGUACCCGGACACAAGCUUAGGCAGCCGCAGAGUAGACUGCCACGCUGACGCAGGAAAGAGCAGGGAGGACUACUGCAAGGUGGACGAGCCCUCCUCCUCCAGUUUCUCUAGCAAGCCUGGGGCGGAUCCUGUGGGCUCCCUCAGCGACUCGCUGUACGACAGCUUCUCCUCCUGCACCAGCCAGGGCUCCAACGAGGUGUAGGGGCAACAAGUAAGAAGGCAGGGCUGUAGCGCUAGAGUCCAGUCUCAAAUCUGGUUUUCAGACCAGUCCUCUAAAAUCUUGUGUCUUUCCUUUUUUGAAUUAUCUUCUGAGUGGAUUUUCAGGUAGAUUUUCAUCUGAACCUUUAGAACUCCUAAGCAUUGGUAUUUGCAUCUGCAAGUAAAACAAAUACUUAAAUUGGACUUGGUUUGUUCUGGCAUUGGUCUCAACACCCUUUGGAUCUGGACUACUGCCCUGCCACAACAUGUGGAGCCCUGUCCUCUCUACAUACAACACAAAGCACUUAGUGGAGCUGGAGACACGAGGAUGAAACCUAAACCCAAACACCAAACCAUGGACUUUUGAUAGUUUGACUCUGGGUGUGGUGGAUUGGACAGCAAUACACAACGUUGUUUUAUUGCAUUUUUUUCUCCCCAUGCUGGGGAACUUCUUAUCAUUGCACUGUAACAAAUACUGUACAAAGUUUGUAAGGAGUGUAAAGUGAACGAUUAUUCAAGCAGUGAUAAGCAGGGCGUUUUUUUGGGGCAACGCUGAUGGGCAACACUGGUGUACAGUUGCAACAAAAUUGUUGCUUUGAUUGCAUUCCUAUUUGCUAGGAAAAAAAAGAUUUAAAUCUAAGGUGUCAUUUUAUGUUUUGCUGCUAAGUACGUUGCCCAGUUGCCUAUCUCGUCUUUGUGUUAUUUUGAGCCGUUAUGCAGCUGAUAAUGGCAAAGAAAACCGACAAUUCAGCUAUCAAUACUCAUUUCUUGCUGCAUAUUAUCUAAUGAUGUCAACUGAAGCAAAGCAUACUAUGUUUCCACGUGGUAUAUUAACUAAUAAGAUGAUUUCUCAGUGUCUGACAGGUACAGCAAACAACCAACAUUUUGGUAGCUCAGGGAACAUACUGGACUAAUAUAGAUUGUAAGAUUUAAACUGCAGUCAUCAGGAAAAUGUCGACUAACGCAAAUAACUCAGUAAUCUUUUGCUUUUUUGAGUUCCUCAUGCUAAACUCCAAUCCAAACAGCCUAGUUUAUAGUCUCAUGUAGCGUACCUGAACUCUCCACACCUCAGUUUUCCUUUCAUAGUUGUAUAUUAUGUUGUAUAUAAAAUUGCUAUAAGUUAAUAUCAGAAUGGGCAUUGCUGAUUGAUAUAUGCAAAUGAGAGAAAAAAAUAUGUAAAUUGUUUGCCAAUCAUUCAACCGAGGUUUUAAGUCUACUGUUUGAAAAUGUCUUUUUUCUGAUGGAAUUCUUUAGGGGUUCUUGUUUAAAGCAAAAUCUUUAUUUUGAUCAAUAAGAGCUAAUACUAAAAUAUUUUAUCACUUAUGACGUUAUGACAAAUUUCUACCUGGAAUUUGACCAGCUGGUGCUAAUCAACAGAGCCGACUGUGUGUUUCAAUUUUUCUAUGAAACUGUUAAUAUUGUAUGAAGAGAGUCUGAAAAGGACUUGUGUAUUUUUCUAGAUGUCCAGUAUUUAUACCCACAUUUUGUACUGUCAGACUGUAGUGUGAUUAUCAUGCUUCACCUCUCUCCUUAAAUGUUCCUGGUUCCUUUGUAAAGAGAAAUGGUUACCAGCAGUGUUACUUUGGUAAUUAUUAUUAAUGUUAUUGUUAUUAUUAUUACUGUGUGCAAUUUUGUCUGUUACACCAGACUUUUAUGCUAUAUUUUAUGUAACUAUUUCCUAAAUAAAUAUGAGAAACUAUUUCCUAUUUCAAGCUGA